AUGGACAUUACCUUUACUGAGGGGGAUGCACGUGCGGUACACCAUCCUCAUAGCGAUGCCCUGGUGGUAACAGCCAUGAUUGGAAAUGUCAAUGUGCACAGGCUUCUCGUAGACAACGGAAGCUCUGUCAAUAUCCUGGCCUACAGUGCGUACCAAAGAAUGAAAAUGGCAGACAAAGACAUGAUGGCCUGCUAUAACGAACUAUAUGGUUUCACAGGAAAUGUUGUCCAAAUUGUUGGAAGGGUAAAGCUCUCAAUCACCCUAGGGAUGGAACCACUGGCUGCCACUCAAGUUGCAGAGUUCAUGAUAGUGAAUGAGGACAUCUCCUAUAACGGGAUCCUGGGCAAACCUAUCUUAAGAGACAUGCGGAUCGUAACCUCAAUCUACCACUUGUCAAUGAAGUUCCCAACCCCUAAUGGAGUAGGAUGUGUGCGAGGAUGUCAGGCUGACUCCCAAGAAUGCUAUAGCAGGGCUUUGAAAUCCGCAGUGAAGGCCAGCAAAGAAAUCCAAUUAAUGGACAGAGACAUCCCCGAAAGCUGUUACAAGCAAGUGGAGAUAGAGGAGGAACCCGAAUCUAAGGCUCAGGGAAAAGUUCUGAUAAAAUUUGUGGAAGAGACCUGCAACAUGGUGGUCAUUGUGCAGCACCCGGGGGAAGACCCAUAUCUGGAAGCCUCACAUGCCAUGCAUGAAGGGCUUACCCUCACGAAUGCGCCUCUAGUAAAAAAUAUUGAUACAGCUGAAACCCUGGUCGAAGGGAUUGUGGAAGAUGUUACUGACAGUGAUUCUGAAGGGGCUAGACGAAAGCAGCUCCAGAAUCAAACAGAAGGAAAUAAGUGCGAGGCACCUUGUGACUUCAACAGUGCUAUGGCAGGAUUAGUGAAAGAAGCCUUCUACCCUACACGGCUAGCAAACCCAGUAUUGGUGAAGAAACCCAACGGAAAGUGGAGAACAUGCAUAGACUUCACUGAUCUGAACAAGGCUUGCCCUAAGGACAACUUCCCGCUUCCACGAAUUGACCAAUUGGUGGAUUCCACUGCUAGGCAUGCACUGUUAAGCUUCAUGGACGCUUACUCGGGCUAUAACCAAAUCCCCAUGUUCGAUACAGAUCAGGAACAUACCUCCUUUAUCACUGACAGGGGGCUCUAUUGCUAUAUUGGGAUGCCGUUCGGUUUGUUGAAUGCUGGGGCUACUUAUCAAAGGCUGGUCAACAAGAUGUUUAAGGACCACAUUGGGAAAACAAUGGAAGUAUAUGUGGAUGACAUGCUGGUCAAAUCAAAGGAAGCUUAUGAUCAUGUGACACACUUAUCAGAGAUGUUUGACAUACUAAGGGAUUACAGGAUGAAGUCGAAUCCCCAAAAAUGCGUAUUCGGGGUUGAGUCUGGCAAGUUCCUGGGCUUCAUUGUCAAUCACAGGAGAAUCGAAGCUAACCCUGUGAAGAUCAAGGCCUUAAUUGAAAUGAGGUCCCCUAGGAAUGUAAAGGAGGUGCAAUGCCUUACAGGCCGGGUCGCCGCCCCAAACCGGUUUAUCUCGAAGUCCUCAGACAAAUGUAGAGAAUUUUUUGCAGCCAUAAAAAAGGGGCAAAAAUUUGAAUGGACAACAGAAUGCGAGGCCGCCUUCCUAAAGCUGAAGGAGCAACUUGGGAGCCCGCCACUGUUGGCAAAACCAACGAAGGGUGAGGCCUUAAUUCUUUACCUAGGGGUUUCCGAGUUCUCAAUUAGCGUUGUCCUGAUCGAGGAGGAAGAGCAAGCCCAACAGCUAGUAUAUUACGUGAGCAAAAGACUGCUCGACGCUGAAACCCGCUACUCAAACAUGGAGAAGUUAGCCUACACACUAAUUUCGGCUGCCCGUAAACUAAGGCCUUACUUCCAGGCUCACAAGAUUGAAGUGCGAACAUCCUUCCCUCUCAGACAAGUGCUACACAAGCCCGAAGCCUCUGGAAGGAUCAUGAAAUGGGCAGUCGAGCUAGGCCAAUAUGAUAUAGAGUACAAGCCAAGAACCGCCAUCAAAGGGCAAGCGCUAGCUGACUUUAUCUUGGAAUUUCCACCCACUUUUGAUGUUGAAGGGAUGGAAUGCGUACCUGAACCUCAGUCUCCAAUAGCCAUACCCGAGAAUUGUUCCCCUUGGUGGAACUUGUACGUCGAUGGGGCUGUCAAUGGAAAUGGGGCCGGGGCUAGCAUUGUCUUAGUCAGUGUGGAAGGCCAUAAGCUGCAAAGCUCCAUUCACUUCGACUUUAAAGCCACCAACAAUGACGCGGAGUAUGAAUCCCUAAUAGCGGGGCUGAAGCUAGCCUUGGAGAUGAAGGUGGAAAAUAUAAACGUUUAUAGUGAUUCAAUGUUGGUAGUCUGGCACAUCCGAGGAGGCUUCCAAGCUAGAGGUCCCCGUACCGAUCUUUACAUGCGGUAUGCCCAGGAAUUAAUUGGGAAAUUCAGAGAGAUCAAGCUAGAGCAGAUACCAAGGUCUGAUAACGCAGAUGCAGAUGCCCUGGCUAAGCUAGGAUCGCAAAGGGAUGCGCAUAUGCUUGGGGUAAUCCCCCUCGAAAUCCAAUAUCAGCCUAGCAUCCCCAUGAUUGAAGUCCUAGAUGUUGAGGUUGAAGAAUCUGACCUUUGGACAACUCCAAUGCAGGAAUACUUAGCCAACGGAACCCUGCCUGCAGAAAAAGAUGAGGCCAGAAAAUUGAGAUACAAGGCAGCCCAGUAUGUGAUUUAUGAUGGAAUUCUUUACAAAAAGGGGUUCAAUCGACCCCUCCUCAGAUGUGUUGCUGGGAUAAGAUGUGAGUACAUUAUGCGCGAGGUGCAUGAAGGAAUUUGUGGAAAUCACUCGGGGGGUGCCUCCCUCGCCCACAUAAUUCUUCGUCAAGGCUACUACUAG
Molecule: messenger RNA, 2868 nt
Organism: Daucus carota subsp. sativus
Lineage: Eukaryota; Viridiplantae; Streptophyta; Magnoliopsida; Apiales; Apiaceae
Exons: 2
Coding region: 1-2868 (955 amino acids)
Molecular function (GO): RNA-DNA hybrid ribonuclease activity; nucleic acid binding
Source: RefSeq, a predicted model, not a curated record